Messenger RNA from Adineta steineri, 948 nucleotides. Lineage: Eukaryota; Metazoa; Rotifera; Eurotatoria; Adinetida; Adinetidae. The record is from the annotation of a GenBank genome assembly.
AUGGGUUUCCUAGUCGAUGAUGCUGGUGAAGGAUUGAUGAAUCAAGUUCCAUAUCGACAUAUUGAAUUAAUUGAUAAACGUAAUAUUACUUCAAAUUUGGAUAACUUGAUACACUCAAUUUCAAGUUUUAUAAAUGAAACAAUUUUACAUGCUCCGAAUCGUAUAAGAAGUAAUAAUUUUAAUUAUGCUUUUGCUUCUCAGUCAGCAGCAACAAGUAAUCCUAAUAUAUUUUUAGUUCAGCAAGCAUCAACACCAGCAGCUACUCAUGUUGAUGCACAAACUACGUCAACAAAUGAACCGUCACCAUAUGUUCCUACUGAUGAUAACUUUAUAUUUGAUCUGCAUUCAUCAACAGCGACUAGUCCUGUCGGGAUGCUGAUCAUACCUCCGCCACCAAAAAUCGCAGUUGCCAAUGAUGCUGCUAAAUCUACUGGCCAACCCAUUUGGCGUUAUGUCUAUAAUGCUUACUUCCCCAAUCAACAACCUCUUCCCGGUCUUCGAGCCUACCACUCGUCAGAAAUAUUCGAGAUCUUUGGAACAUAUAAUCAACAUGGCGCAACACAACAGCAAAUUCAACUAUCGAAUUUUAUGCAAACAGCAUGGGCAAAUUUUGCUAAAAAUCCAAGUGGAGGACCUGGAUGGAAUUCUAUUUCCUCAGGCACUUUGGGAGAAUUAGGUGCAAAUGAGGCGGCUAAUUGUGUAACAGGUAAUACUUUUAAUUAUGCUUUUGCUUCUCAGUUAGCAGUAGCAAUUAAUUCUAAUUUAUUUUUAGGUCAACAAAGACAAGCAACAGCAUCGAAUCAAGUUAAUCACGAUGCAGAAACGGCGUUAACAAAUGUAGCAUCACCAUAUAAUUAUAUUCCUGAAAAUUUUAUUUUGAAUAUGGAAUCUACAACAGCGAUAAGUCCUAUUGGAAUGCUAGUCACACCUCCACCACCAACAAUAUAA